AUGACAUUCAUAUUGUAUACUUUUAUUGCCCUUCUCACUGCUAUUAUAGCUUAUAAAAUCUUCCGUUAUUCAACGAAUGGCAAGAUCCAAGCGACUGACAAGUUUGUCUUGGUGACUGGAUGUGACUCUGGUUUUGGCCGACUUACUGCUUUAAAACUGGACCAAUUAGGAUGUUAUGUAUUUGCAGGAUGCUUAACUCAACGUGGCAUCGAUGGAUUGCGUAAAAUAGCAACCAAACGUCUUCAUCCGUUCAUGCUGGAUAUCACUAAUGCAGAGGAUAUUGCAAGAGCUGUUCAAAUCGUAACGCAAACAUUGCCUGAUGAUCAAGGCUUAUGGGGUAUUGUCAAUAAUGCUGGUGUAUCUGGCAGUGGAUUAAUCGAAUGGGUACCCAUUGAACGUUAUAAGAAAGUAACAGAAGUCAACUUGUUCGGCUCAGUAGCCAUCACAACAGCUUUCUUACCACUGGUUAAAAAAUCACGCGGUAGAAUUGUCAAUAUUGGUAGUAUUCUAGGUCGUAUAUCCACUGCUGGUUGCAGUGCUUACAGUAUCUCCAAGUACGGCUUAAUGGCAUUCUCCGAUGCUUUACGCCGUGAAAUGAAGUAUUUUGGUGUCACAGUGCAUACAGUUGAGCCUGGCUACUUUAGAACCAAUAUGAUUUGUGGUGGUGCUCUUGAAAGAGAGACUCUCCAGUUAUACAACAACUUGGACGAUCAAACCAAAAAAUUUUAUAGUGAAGAAUAUGUCAAUAAACUACUAGAGGAUAUUCGAAUUUAUGUUCAGCAAGCUUCAUCGGAUUUAAAUUUGGUUGCUGAAACUGUUGCCGAUGCAUUACUAUCGACCAGACCAGACUAUCACUAUCUGAUUGGUUUUGAAUCGAAAUUAAUGGCAUUGAUAGCGCUUUUACCUACAAGCUGGAGUGAUUACUUAUUUAGUCAAUUUUUCACUAUUCCAUUGCCUGCAGAAAAUAACUUAUAG
Messenger RNA from Trichoplax adhaerens, 975 nucleotides. RefSeq lists its product as uncharacterized. Bases 1 to 975 code for a protein of 324 amino acids. The transcript has 2 exons. Lineage: Eukaryota; Metazoa; Placozoa; Uniplacotomia; Trichoplacea; Trichoplacidae. The record is from RefSeq and is a predicted model, not a curated record. Gene Ontology annotation, molecular function: oxidoreductase activity.